Messenger RNA from Vigna umbellata (rice bean), 3040 nucleotides. RefSeq names its product S-adenosyl-L-methionine-dependent methyltransferases superfamily protein. Gene Ontology annotation, cellular component: endosome; trans-Golgi network; cytoplasm. Gene Ontology annotation, molecular function: methyltransferase activity. NCBI's taxonomy places the organism in Eukaryota, Viridiplantae, Streptophyta, Magnoliopsida, Fabales, Fabaceae. The record is from RefSeq and is a predicted model, not a curated record.
AAACCUUCAGUUUAUUUUGCAACUGCGGUUUAAUUAGUUUUCUGUCUUUCUAAACUAAAAGUAAAACAAAAUAAAAAAGGUCCUAAAACAAAGUAAAGCCGCAUGUCGCUUAUUUAUGUUGUCAAAUUCAUAAAUAUGAACCAAACUUUCUUAACAAAUUUCCUAUUCCUACUCUUUCGGAUCAUCCUACAUUCCAACCAUUACAAUGAUUCAUACUCUUCUUUCUUACCAUCUUCACUUCAACAUCUCCCUCACUUUCAAUCUCUCCAACGCCAUGCAGAUCACCCAUUUUCAUCAUCUUCUUUAAUAAAUUACAACCCAUCCUCAUAAUCUGCCUUGCAACACACAUACACUGUUAUGGCACUUUUUAAGACACGGAAGAGAUCAUCAUCACCAUCUUACGUAUCAACCCUCACAAUAGUUGUGUUCAUUGCACUAUGUGUUUUUGGCGUGUGGAUGCUAUCCUCCAAGUCAGUAGUGCCACCUCAAACACACAGCGAUGAAGACAUUGCAACCCGAACGUCCAUUGAUACCUCUGCAACCAAUGAUGAACUCUCUGCCUCCCAUGGAAUGGCUGAAAAAAUUGCAGAAACCAGAAAAGACAGUUCCUCUUCUGUCUUUGGGGACAACCCUGGACAGCUUCCCGAUGAUGCCAUAAAAUCUGAUGAAAAACAUUCCAACAUGGAGUCACAAAAUCAGCACAUCAUGGCCAGCAUGGACGCACAGCUUUCUGAGGAAAGCUCGUUAACUCAAAAGGAGCAAGCUUCCGUGAUACACGAAGCCGGUGCAGAUAGUGAUGUGAAAAUAACUGAGCCUGAGAAAGCUCAGCAAACCGUCACUACGGCUUCUAAUAACAUAAAAAAGGAUGAAGAAAUCUCCGCCGCGGCGGUGGAACAGGAGGUACAAAGCAUUGGAAAGCAGCAAGACGUUCAAGGUUUUGACACUAAACCGGCGGAAGAAGAUAUAAACAAGGAACAACUUCGAGAGGACAAAGGCGCGGUUGAAGCAAAUCCUAAAGCAGACGUGUUGCAACAGGACCCUGAGGCGGCUUUAAAGGGAACAAGUUCUGAGCAGGUGUCGGAGAAGAUUGAAAACCAGAAAGUAGAUGUGGUUGAGGUAACGCAGAAACCAAAAGCAGAGAAGAAAGGUCGUAAGUCAAAGAAGCAGUGGUCGACACAAGCUGCUCAGUCACAGAAAGAAAACAAAAGACAGCAAGUUGAAUCAAACAGUGAAGAGAAACUUGAAGAUCACGAAUGGUACCUCUGCAAUGUCACUGCCAAUGAAGAUUAUAUACCGUGUUUGGACAAUGAAAAGGCAGUGAAACAGUUGCGUACCACAAGACACUACGAACACAGGGAAAGGCAUUGCCCAAAGGAUCCUCCUACUUGUCUCGUCCAACUUCCCAAAGGUUACAGAACGCCCAUCGAGUGGCCUAACAGCAGAGAUAAGAUAUGGUACCACAAUGUACCACACAAGUUGCUAGCAGAGGUGAAGGGACACCAGAACUGGGUGAAGGUGACCGGAGAGUUCUUGACCUUCCCUGGAGGUGGCACUCAGUUCAUUCACGGAGCUCUCCAUUACAUCGAUUUUCUUCAACAGGCUCAACCUUCUAUUGGAUGGGGAAAGCACACACGGGUGAUCUUGGAUGUUGGGUGUGGGGUUGGUAGCUUUGGAGGGUUUCUAUUCGAACGGGAUGUUAUUACAAUGUCUUUUGCACCUAAAGACGAACAUGAAGCACAAGUGCAAUUUGCCCUUGAAAGAGGAAUUCCUGCCAUAUCUGCUGUUAUGGGUUCUCAAAGGCUGCCAUUCCCCAGUCUUGUCUUUGAUGCUAUACAUUGUGCACGUUGUCGAGUACCUUGGCAUGUAGAUGGUGGCAUGUUGCUGUUGGAACUGAAUCGGCUUUUGAGACCAGGUGGUUUAUUUAUUUGGUGUGCGACUCCUGUGUACCAGAAGCUUGAAGAAGAUGUCGAGAUAUGGAAGGAAAUGACCACACUGACAAAGUCCAUUUGUUGGGAGCUUGUGACCAUCAACAAGGAUGAACUGAAUCAGGUUGGUGCUGCUAUUUAUCGCAAACCCACUUCCAACGAAUGCUACAACCAAAGGGCGCAAAGUGAACCUCCAUUGUGCAAGGACGAUGAUGAUCCAAAUGCUGCCUGGUAUGUGCCUCUGCAGGCAUGCCUACACAGGGUGCCUGUGGACAAGACUGAGAGAGGAGCCAAAUGGCCUGAAGCUUGGCCUCGUCGACUAAAUAAACCUCCAUAUUGGUUAAACAACUCGCAGACUGGUAUCUAUGGAAAACCACCUGCCCAAGAUUUUGCAGCAGAUACUAAUCGUUGGAAAAAUGUUGUGGAGGAGUUGAGCAACAUUGGUAUAACUUGGACUGACGUGAGAAAUGUCAUGGACAUGCGAUCCAUCUACGGGGGAUUUGCGGCAGCUCUAAAGGAUCUUCCCGUCUGGGUGUUCAAUGUGGUGACCGUAGAUACUCCGGACACACUUUCUGUCAUCUAUGAGAGAGGUCUUUUUGGGAUAUAUCAUGACUGGUGUGAAUCCUUCAGCACGUAUCCAAGAUCUUAUGAUCUAUUGCAUGCAGAUAGUCUUUUCUCAAAGCUGAAAGAUAGGUGCAAACUAACAGCUGUUAUGGCAGAGGUUGAUAGAAUAAUUAGACCGGGAGGCAAGUUGAUUGUCCGUGAUGAACCUUCCACCCUCAGCGAAGUGCGAACUUUGUUAAAUUCUCUACAUUGGGAAAUAUUACAUGACAAAAUACAAGAGGGUGUACUUUGUGCAAAAAGAGGCAUAUGGAGGCCUACGGCUAUAGCAGUGUCCUGAUGAAGUGAUAGUGGUUUAAUUCAAGGAGUCUUUCAAUCGAAGCUAUGCAGUGGCGGUAACGUGUAUUCGGCUUCUCAACCCCACAUGGCACAGCAACUUCCAGAAAACGUCACACUAUUAUUUUAUAGGUUUUCAUAGCAUGUGUACAUCAGUUUUUAGUUUAAUUACCCGGAGAUUAUUAUCAUAUAAUGCAAAACUUGUCAUAGAUGGUGUA